Molecule: messenger RNA, 860 nt
Organism: Trichogramma pretiosum
Lineage: Eukaryota; Metazoa; Arthropoda; Insecta; Hymenoptera; Trichogrammatidae
Product: TPPP family protein CG45057-like
Exons: 3
Coding region: 438-824 (128 amino acids)
Biological process (GO): microtubule polymerization
Molecular function (GO): tubulin binding
Source: RefSeq, a predicted model, not a curated record
AUUUCUGCUUUUGAAUAUGAAAUUCAUGCGUUGAUUAGUUUCGUUAAUGUCUGGUAAAAAAUUGAUGCGUUGGUGUAUCGAUAGCAGUACACGCGCACGAUCGGUAUUGCAUCGUUCGUUGCGAGCAACGUCCGAAAAAAUGACACGUAUCCUCUGUAAUCAUCAUUCAUAUUAUUUUAACGUACCAAACCGUUAAAAUUUAGACCAUGGGGGAAAGGGAAAGAAUUUGAGUUCUCGUAGAAUAUCGAGAUCGAGAAGCGAUGGGCGGAGCGACGUUGCAAGUGGCUCGAUUUUGUCGUCGUCGAUUCGAGGCGUACGAGCAGUUUGCCGCGCGAACAUGUCCCUGAGUACGAUAGAACUGAUAGAGGUCGCUCACAGAGCUCGACUGCCAGGAUUGCUAUCAAGUCGCUAACUUCACAAUUCAGCAAAGCCUUCAAAUGGAUAUCGGCAAUGGUUAUCAUUACAAAAACGAUGGCGAGCAAGAGCUCAUCCCUUUGGAAGUACUGUUUUUUGCCUAUUGUCGAAUGGACCCGGUGAAUCGUCGGAAAAAAGGAUCGAUCCAGCAGCUGCCCCUGUCGCAGAGCGACCAGUGGCUGAAGGACGCCGAGAUACUGGACAUGAAGAGGCUCACGACCACUGACACUGGCACCUGUUUCUUCAAGUUUCGCAAGCGGGCCCUCGACUGGGACGAGUACCAGCGCUACCUCCAGGACCUGGCCAAUUUGCGAAAUUUGAAUCUGGACGAGAUGAGGCACAAGAUGCAGUGCUGCCCGCUGCCGCAGCCCCCGGAUGCCAACGAGAAUGAGGAGGCCUCGAACGAAUGAUCGUGGGAUUCAAGCAAACGUACUCGUGAUUUAUAA